Stegostoma tigrinum is the source of this 11474-nucleotide messenger RNA. It is a transcript of the gene sntb1, whose product is annotated as syntrophin, basic 1. Gene Ontology annotation, molecular function: structural molecule activity; protein binding. The coding region runs from base 198 to 1862 and encodes 554 amino acids. Gene Ontology annotation, cellular component: intracellular anatomical structure; synapse; dystrophin-associated glycoprotein complex. The transcript is spliced from 9 exons. NCBI's taxonomy places the organism in Eukaryota, Metazoa, Chordata, Chondrichthyes, Orectolobiformes, Stegostomatidae. The record is from RefSeq and is a predicted model, not a curated record.
AUCAGAAAGUGGGUGGAGAUUUUUUUGUUGUCUAACUUGUCCAUCUCAAACAGGAACCGAGCUUAAGAAUUUCUUGGCACUAAACGAAGUGGAGGGAGGGAGAGAGAAACAGGAAUUCCAAUCUCCCCUUAAGGGCUACAGCCAUUCGGAGCUUUAUCAACUUCUGGACCGAGUGGCAUUUUAAGAAUGCGACAAAGAUGGCGUUAGCCGGCAGAGUACAGAGAAGUGGACUGUUAGAAGUUUUGGUCAGGGACAGCUGGCAUCGUGUGCUGGCCACCCUGAAUCAGGAGAAUCUGAUCCUGAGCUGUGAGCAGCCUGGGCACACUGCUUCCUGGAAUGGACUCACCAACGGAGCGGGCUCACAAAGUCCCCAAGCCGCCUCCCGCAGCCCCAAAUCCACGGCCGUACGCAACGCCUUCACCGAACUACCUGAACACAUCCCCGAAACUAUCAGCAACAAGAAACGGAGCGUUAGGGUCAUCAAGCAAGAGGUUGGGGGCCUAGGAAUCAGCAUCAAGGGAGGCAAAGAGAACAAGAUGCCAAUUCUGAUCUCGAAGAUCUUCAAAGGUUUGGCAGCUGAUAAGACCGAAGCUCUAUAUGUGGGGGAUGCUAUCUUAUCAGUGAAUGCUGUGGACCUGAGGGAUGCAACACAUGAUGAGGCAGUGCAAGUGCUGAAGAGAGCAGGCAAAGAGGUGCUUCUAGAGGUGAAGUACAUGAGAGAAGCUACACCUUACAUCCGGAAGACCUCUCCGGUUUCAGAACUUGGAUGGGAAACUCUCCCUCCAGAGUCUCCCAGGCUCAGAUCUGCGGCCAUAGAAUCUCAUGCAACCCUUUCAUUCUCCUUACCAAACGACUCCAAAGAUUCAAAGAGCAUUCCGCUGAAGAUGUGUUAUGUCACACGAAGUUUCAGUACACCAGACCCUGAAAACAGACAAUUUGAACUGCAUUCUCCUGAUUGCAAAUACACCGUGGUCCUGAGAUGUAAAGAUCCCAGCACAGCCCAAGCCUGGUUCAACACCAUUCAAUCUAAUACCAGUAACCUGACCAGCAAGGUCAUAGCAGAAGUCAAAGAUCAACUGGGAAGAGCAGGGAUAGCUGGGAGUCGAGAGAUUCGCCACAUAGGCUGGCUCGCAGAAAAAACAAUAGGAGAGAAUGAAAAGAGACAAUGGAAGCCUGUUCUGGUAGUGCUGACUGAAAAGGACAUGGUGAUUUAUCCCAGCAUGCCUCGCAUGAAGGAAUCCUGGUCCAGUCCUGCUCACACUUGUCCAUUGCUUGCUACCAGAACCAUAAACAAAUUGCCAAGAACUGAGGUAUGGAAAUGGUUUAAAAAUUCACUUGUUCCCAUAAGAUACGUAAUGGGUCAAACUGACAGUGAGUGCAAAUUGGUUCAUUCUGGUGUGGGCAGGGAUUCACCACAACCAGGUGUGGAACUGUCUUUUGCCACUCGCACUGGAACACGCCAAGGCAUCGAGACUCACCUCUUCCGUGUCGAGACCAACUCCAGUCUGUCCAACUGGACCAGGCAAAUUGUACAAGGCUGCCACAACGCAGCCGAGCUAACUAAGGAAGUCACAACCACGUGUACAUACAGGACCCAGCAGUGCCUUCUGACCGUUCAUUAUACAAACGGAUUUUCUAUCUUGAAAGAUGGACAAGAAGGAAGUAUGCCAAAGCUGAUUUGGCAAUAUCCCUUCGAGAAAUUGAGAAACUCCUCUGAUGAUGGGGUGAGAAUGCUCUUUCUAGACUUUGGUGGAAGAGAUGGUGAAAUUCAGUUGGAUCUUCACUCAUGCCCGAAACCUAUCGUUUUUGUCAUUCAUUCGUUCCUUUCAGCAAAGAUUGCGCGCCUUGGCUUGCUAGCCUGAAAUGGAAACACUUGCAGAGUGAAGGAACUCUCCUUGGAAAGGUCUUAUAUAACUGUUGCAAAUCAGCCUGAGAGGGAGGUGGGAGCAUCUGUGUAAAGAGGGAAAUAUUUAAUCUUUAUUAAAAUCAGACAAAUAGUUUAUUUAAUGGAAUAGAGAAAGUUGUAACAAUCUGAAGCAAACUUAAGAUUUUAUAACAAGAAAUUUUGUUUUCGAUGAUGCUAUGAGAGGUCUAAAUUUUUACAAUCAUUGGCAGUAGAGAAAAUAUUAAUACCUUCUCCACAAAUUUAACUUCUUUAAAAGCAGUUUACAGCCAUACUGUUAAUUCUGUUUUGUUCAUUUUUUAAAAAUUAUACAAUCUGAAUUUUACACACAAAUUUAAAGUCUGGACAAGCAAUUAUUAGUUAUUAUAAAUGUAAAAUGAAGACAAAGUCUAAUUCAUAUUUUUUUGAAAUAAACAUGAAGCUUCUUUAUUGUUUUAAACUGAACAGGUAAACAGUUGAACUAAAUGUUACAAUUUUGCUGAUUUUGCCCAAACUGUAAAGUUUUAAUAUUGUCUUGUUACAUGAAUUUUGAUUUGUCAAAGUGCUUACUUCACGUGAAACUCAUUUAGAACUGUUGUGUUGACUUUCUAUUUGUGAAAAAGUUAACUUUCAGCCAACAUCAUAAAAAAAUUGUCAUUAUUACAUCGCUGAUUGUGGGUGCUUUGUAUGCACAUAUCAGCUGUUCCAUUGCCUAAGUCAUAGCUUUGCUGUUAAUUCAUAAGUGCACUUCUGAUUGAAAUCAUUGAGAGAUUGAGGCUGUGAAAGUAAUGGUAGUGAACACAAGACUUUCUUUUCGUUAGUCUGAAAAUAUUCCAAAUUAUUGUGGUGUUAAGAUCAUCCUGGCAGAAUGACUGGUUAAUGAAAUCAAAAUUAAACUGGGCCAUUUAGCUGUUCCCACUAAAAUGGCAUUCCUGUCCAUUGUAGACCUCCACGUUCAAUUUUCCUUGCUAUGGACAUUUAUCAAUCACAGCUGGUCAGGAACAGUUUUUCCUUUUUAAAAAAAACUCCUUUUUGUAAAGUGAUCCAUUUGAACUUACAGGUUUAUGUCCAGAUUGCUUUUGGAACAACUAAUAAUGUUUCAGAAUGUUUUCCUUUAGUUAUAAAGGAUAGCUUGCGCUGAUUGGUGUGUCCGUUUUGCUACAUUUUUGAUGGAAGAAAAUGGGAGCAUAAAGUUAGGUAACAAAAGGUGGAAAGGUGGUACUUUUGCAUCUAUCUUUAUUUAUAGCAAUAGUCUCUGCAGCAUCUCUUUCCUAGUUUGAAAUCAUGUGCGUCAAUGCUCAUAAUGAUUUGUUUGAAACAAGUUUUAGAAAAAUCCUGUCCAUUUACUUAACGUUUAUACCAAACAUUUUUUGUACUAUUUAACAUACAAAGUUUGGCUACUUUAUUUGCCCUGGGCAUGAAGUGAAACCACGUAGUGGAUUUGGCAGUUAAUCUCUGUUCCCCCCCAACAGUUUUUACACUCAGAAAUGAACAAUUCCAACUGAUCUGAUUUUGCAAUGAAAUUGAAAAUGUAGGGUUCUUUUGUGUACAAGUGGGGCCAUCAUUGCCUUCAACAGAUCAACUAAUCAUUUAGUUUUAUAGUAAGGUUAUUGGAAAGCCAUUUGACAUUAAACAAGUUCGAAAUGCAGACCUGGAUUUAAACACUCAUUCAGAUGUGUGAAUUUUCUAGGUUACUGCUGUUUAAACUAGUUAGUUUCAAGCAUCAUAGGUAGAAUAUAUUUCUAAAUUGUUUCUUGACAACAAUAUGCAAAAUUGCAAGCACAGAAGCCUGUAGGCAACAUAAAUUAACUAUUUCACAUUAAGUCUCUAGAACAGAAGAAAAUAAAUACCCGAUCACUAUCAUGUGUUGAAUGGUAGGAUCGGCAUUGUUUGUAGUUGGAUUGAAAUCUAACUUUCUUCAAACUAUACAAAUUAUAAAAAGUACCAGUUAAACCAUGGGGUAUUUAAAGGAGAAGAUGCAAAAUAUAUUACAGUUCAAUGUGUUGAAUUGUUAUUAAAUAUAAUUUAAAUUGUUGAUAACUGCCUAUUAUUGUACAGCAACUUAAUAUGAAAUUUAUAGAUGGGAUCUUAAAGCUGGGUUAUCUAAAAUAAUGUAUAUUAUUGAGAUGUUUUAAUGUUUAAUUAAAGCAUAUUGCCAUUGUAGUGCUAUAUUCUUUUCACUGAAAGGCAUUUACCUCUUCUAAUAUGGAUGCACCGAGUAUCACUCAGGACUGUUAGAAAUGCAGUUUCCUUAAAUAGCUCAAAGUCAUAAGGUGAACAUAGAGAAGGCCAUCCAGUCCAUUUUAACCAUGCAAUGCAUGGAGAAAAAACAGUAAACAUUGUAUUCACAUUUUCCUUUAAAACAACAAAAUGUUUUUAUGUCUUCAUAACAGUCUCAGGAAAUAAAAUUAGACACUAGACUCAAAAAGGAGACAUUGCGACAGGUGAACAAAAAUUUGUUAAGUUUUUCCUAAAAAUAAAAGGAAAAUUCUGUGGAUGCUGGAAAAACUGGCAGCAUUCGUAGGGAGAAAGCAGAUGUGAUGUUUUGUGUCCAGAUUUCCUCCUCCAGAACUGAAAGGUGUUGGAAAUUUUUUUAAAAAUAUAUACUUUUAACAGAGGUGAAGGAGGAGCAAAGGAGCAAAUGUUGGAAAGGCCCAGUGCAAAAGACAAAGGGGUAUUUAAAUGGUGGUGAAAGAGGAAAGGUGAUGCUCACACCCACUUUACAUUUCUUUUCCUCUUUUGCACUGUACCUCUCCAUCUGCCCUCUUGUUCCUCCCUCACCUCAGUCAAAAGUUCACUAAAAAGAAACAAUUUUUCAAUACCUUCCAGUUCAGGAGAACAUUUGAAACAUUAACUGUGUUGCUCUCUUUACAAGGCUUUUUGCCAAGUGCUGGAAAAUGGGAUUAGACUAGUUAGGUGGUUAUUUUUCACCACUAUAGAUUCUUUAUCUUUGCAGUCGAUCUCUUGUACAUUUAAAGGUACAGGAGCAGAAUUAGGCUGUUCGGCUCAGAGUCUGCUUCACCAUUCAAUCGUGGCUGAUGUGUUUCUCAACCCCGUUCUCUUGCCUUCUAUCCUUGAUUCUACUUGCAAUCAAGAACUUAUCAAUCUCUGUCGUUAAAUGUGCUCAAUGACUUGGCCUCCACAGCCUUGUGCGGCAAUGAGUUCCACAGUUUCACCACCCUCUGGCUGAAGAAAUUCUUCCUCAUAUCGAAAGGGCCAGGCCCUCGGUUCUAGUCUCUCCUACUAGAUGAAACAUCUCCAUGCCCACUCUAUCCAGGCCUAUCAGUAUUCUGUAAGUUUCAAUGAGAACCCCACUCCAUCCUUCUAAACUGUAUUGAGUACGGACAAGCCAAGGUUUCUUCUUGUAAACCUCUUCUGUACUCUAACUCCAGCACAGCCUUCCUUGGAUACAGGUCCCAGAACUGCUCACAAUAUUCCAAAUAUGGUCUGACCAGAGCCUCAUAUGGCCUCAGCAGUACAUCUGUACGUAUCUCUUGUAUUCGAACCCUUUCAAAAUGAAGGUUAACAUUACAUUUGGUUUCCUAACUGCCAGAAGAACCUGCAUUUUAACCUUAAAAGAAUCCUGAACAAGGACUCCCAAGUCCCUUUGUGCUUCAGAUUUCCAAAGCUUUCCCCUUUUUAGGAAGUGGUCUGUACCUCUUCUUCUCACCACAGUGCAUAACCUCAGGUUUUCCAUCAAAAUGGGCCUUGAGUAUUAUAGAUACAACAUUUUAAAUCAUAACCUCACUUCAAAGUGCAUCAAAAUAAAUCUAAAAGAAAUAAAUUAUCCUUAAGGAAGAAAUGUCCUGUUGACAGUACAACUCCUGCUCCUUUCCUUGCAAUUAAGCUACAUUUUAAAAAAACUAACUGCAUGCACAAGCAUUAUUUUCAUAUUAAGAAUCCACUGCUUUUAAUUACUAUUAGCACUCAGUUCAUUGGACAAUGCAGUUGUACAAUUCUGUUAAUAAUAUUAUUCUUAACUAAGAAAAAGAGUGGACUUUGAAGUAUUCAGAGAGCUGGAAACUAUUCAUCCAUUUAUGGUAUAGAAAUGUGGUCCUAAACUGAGGAUUAGAUUCUGUUAAGAUUUCAAAAAUUUAAAUAAUUUUUAGACAAAUUAAAACAUUAGAACCUUGUAUAUGUGUAAGAUCUUAAAAGGUGGGACUUCAUAUGUAGAAACACUAAUACCAGUACUGAAAAGGCACUAUUUUGCAAAAUACUGUAACAUUAUCACUGCACUAAGCUAUAUUUAAUAAUUUAGACUAUUAACAUGCCUUUCUACUUUUGACUACUCUCAAAUGUGUACUUCAAAUUAUUUCCAUUUUUCUCAAUCUUAACAUGUUUUUGUAAAUCUAGAUCAGCGCUGUAAAGUUACAACCAUGAUGUAAUUUAAAUAAUAUAAAUUAAAACACUCCAACUAGUUGAUUAUCCAUGCCAAUUAAUUUAGAGAUAGAUAUAAAUAUUAGCCUGUAAUGUCUGUAGUAUUGCCACAACUGGAAAAGGUUAACACUGCUAACAAGUUGCCUUGAGAAAGAAAGAACUCAUGACUCCAUUCAAAAGCAAAUGUUUAAUUUUUUAAAAAGAGGGACAAGCACAGGAAUGCGAAUUUCAUUUAGUUUUUCAUCUGAUGAUUCAAAAUUCAAACUUCAUGAUCAGUGCAAAUUGUUCAAUAUUUGUAAUGCUGAUUUAGUUAAAAUAAACAUGAGGUGGUCAUUUAUUUAAAGGGAAAGGACACUAAAUACCAGUAAGGCAAUGAAGUCAGCAUUCUUUCUAAAUCCUAAUCGCUGUUUGAUUUUUUUUUAAAAUGCAGUCUGGCAACACUUUUUUGGAUCUGAACUGGUCCGUUUAAAGGUAACCUCCUGGGGUGAAGGUUUGCAGUAAUACAAGGAAAAAUAACAUUACUGCAACAAAGACAAUUGAUUGAUUGAGAUUCCAAAUAUUGUGAAGAGGGAUCAGGUACCUAAAACCUGCUAGAACAGCGUUGGCAAUGUCAUAGAUUGAGGAGACAAUACAAGAUGGGGUGAGGAAUCGGGAUGGAAGAGAAGGUAAAUAGGGAACAGAAACAAAAAUGCAGACGAAGUACCAGUGGAUGCAAGUAUACAUACGUCAUUCAAGUAACAUUAGAUUUCAAGGACAUAAUUGCCAUCUAGAGAAAAUGAAUAAUGAACCUGUCAACAAUUCCCACUGAGUGGGUACCAGUGUACAUGGUGUUUCCAUGUAUACAAAUUCCUGGAUUUUUUUUAAAAAUCCAUCAGACAACCAUAAUAGGACCUAUCAGCUUCAGUGAGUUCAAAUGACAAGAUCACCAAUCAAAUCCAUGAGGAUGGUGGAAGCUGAGAUAAUGAUUUCAAAAGGAAAUUUGAUUAUCAUUUGAGCGAAUGAAACUUGCAAGGCACCUGAGAUAGUUCUGGAGGAACUAAACUGACUGAAUUGCUCUACAGAGCUAGCAUGGACUCAAUAAGCAGAAUGAUCUAUUUCUUUGGCAUAAUGACCCUACUGAUAAAUUUUCUUUUGUACUUUUCAGGUCCAGCUAGUGAAGUGAAAUUGGUGCAACAUUUACAUCUAUGGUUGCCUCACAGAAAUGGAAUUUGUAUCUAGUUUCCCCUCAAUGGCAUCCUUGCAAUUUCCCAAAGUCACUUCAUAUUGUAGAGUUUGCAUUCUCACUCUGCAUAAAGAUAUUUCUUCAUCUCAGGAAAGAUAUGAAAGCUUUAGAGAGGGUGCAGAAGAGAUUUAUGAAAAUGAUGCCAAUGAUGAGGCACUUCAGCUCUAAGGCUAGCUUGAAGAAGUAGAAGUUGUGCUCCUUUAAAGGUUAAAAGAUUUGACAGAUGCUCAAAAUCAUGAGGGAUUUCAAACACAUAGAAGAGAGAAAGAAAUUCUUCCCCUUGGCAAGAUCAAGAACCAAGGAGACAGAUUCAAGGUGAUUAUCAAAAGAACAAAAGGCAAGGAGAAAAAUGCUCCUGCAGGAAAUGGUUAGAAUCUGGAAUGAAAUACGCAGAAUGGUGGACGCAGGUUCAACAGUGGCCUCAGAAGGAAAUUGGAUUUGUAGCCAAUAAGAAAAAUAAUGUCGGGGUAACAGGGAAAAGGCAUAGAAGAGAGAUUAGGUGGAUUGGGUAAUACAUUCAACAGGUUACACAAUAGACAUCUGAUCAUUCUAUUUAAUGAGUGAUGACCUUUAAAUUCCCAUCUUCUCAAAAUAAAGGGAUGGAAAUUUUCCAACUCUACAGAGCUCGAGUAGUGCGCACAGUUCUGGACACUACUUCUGAGAUCAUGUGACCUUGGAAGGGACGCAGAACAGAUUAACCAGGACAAUACCGUGACCUAAACAAUCAAUUAUACAAGUUGCAUAGUUCAGAUUUCUAUUUUCCAUGAAGAUAAAGGACUGAUCUAAUUGAGACAUAUUAGAUGAUUAAUGGGAGUUAUUGGAGAGGAACUACUCCUUUGAUGUAAGAGUCUUGUACAGGGAGGCAGUACCUUCAGCCAGGCCAUUCAAGGAUGAUGUAAGGAAGGCCUUAUUCAUACAAAAGAUUGUGGAAAUUUAGAACCCUCCAUGGUGCAGGUAUCAAUUAGAUUUCCAAAAUGGAGAUUGAUAGACUUUUUCAUAAAAUAAGGGUAAUAAGAGGUUGCAGAACUAAUGCAGAUAAAAUGAGUUAAAAUACAGAUCAACAAUUACAGCACUAAAUGACAGCAGAAUGGGGCUGAAGGCUUACUGUUCCCUAACCUGCAGAAAAGCUAACAGGUACAGAAUCUGACCCCAAAACUUUUCAGAUUCUUUAAAUCUGAUAGCAAAGAUUCAUUCAACUUUACUCAUUUACUUUGAAGCAAUGGUCUUUGGGCUGUUUCCAGCUGUACAAUAUUUUCAGUUGUCAGUUUUUUCUGGGGCUGGCUGGAACUUUAAGCUAUUUAGCUUCUCCAUCUUUGUUACAUUGACAAACAUUGAGCUGUGAAGUUAUAAACUUAAAACAAAUCUGGUGAGGAAAGAAAGAUAGGCAGGUGAAACAAGAACAAUAAUUUUUUUAAAAAUUUAAAAUAAAUCCAUCCUUUAACAUGGCUUUAAUUAUGAUCAAAAAUAUAUAUGUUAUUUUGUUUAUGGAGCACAUUUCCUUUAAUGUGCUAUAAUUGAAGACGAAUAAGUGAGGGAGAUGGUUGAUGUGAAAUACUGAAGUGUCCUUUAAUUUCCUGUAUUUCACCCCAACGAUGGGAUGAACGUCUCUUCCUGCAAUCUGUAAGGAUUCCAAAUGAAAGGACAACUAGGCAGUCUCUACUAAAAUCAUCAGGGGUCCUGCUCCCUAAUCUUGCAAACUAGUAAUCUCACUUAACAUAGCCUAUGAUAAUGUCCAGUGUAACAAAUAUAAAGCAUUAACAGCAGUACAAUUAUAUUGCUUAACGAGCUAAUGGAUUUAGGCACAUGGGUGGAGCUGCAUUGAAAACUGAGAUAGACAGAAGGGAUCAGCAAUAAAUAUUUAAUUCCAAGCAUUUCAACAAAUAACCUAAAAUGUAAGCAAUUUUUUUUAUCAACGAGGCAAAUAUCUGGCAAGCUUUCACUGAGUGCUCAUAUUUUGAUCUAUUCAUCGGACUUCCUUAAUUACUUAAAAGUGGAGAAAGUCUUGUGUAAUUUAAAUUUUGAAAUUAGGGCAGCAGAUGCAUGGGACAAGCAAAUCCACAAAGUUUCCCUCCAUUUCUAUGAUUCUAUGAAAGUCUCUUACCAUCCUUAUUUGGAAUUAUAUUGCUAUUCCUUCAGUAUCAUUCUGUCAAAAUCCCGAAAUUCCCAUCCUAACAGCACAAUGGGUGCGCUUGCAUGACAAAAACUACAAUGACUUCAGGGGUCUAUGAACAAAUAAAGAAUUAAAGUUGUUUCAUUGGAUAAUACUCACAAGAGCAGCCAAUUGAAGUGCAGCUAGUCUGAGAAUAAACAAAAUAGGAAAAGACCAAAACUAAAGAUGGUCAUGUGUGGGUGCAUAAAUUUAGUUGCCGUCAAGCCUUUAUUUCUGCCACACUUUUUAUUUGAAAUGACCCUGCAGCAUAUAUGUAAUACUACAUAAAAAUCUUCAACACUAGCGUCAAAUUACUUUCUGCUCCAUAACUUGUUUCUCAUCUUUCAUACAUUACCUUCACAUCCAUAAACCUCUACAAGACCUUAACUUACAACCUCCGGCAGAAUCACUGGGCUAUAUUAUUCUUGCAAAAAUUCAGCAAAGACUGAAUGGCAUCAGACCAAUUUCCCCAUUUGCAUCAUUCACUAUGGCGGUAUAUUCCCUCUGUUCUCCCUUUGCCAGGGCUCUGUAACAGGGAACUAUCAUAAGCCUGCUCAAUUAAAUGUCACUUAAAAAUCUGAUGCUGUUAAUAAUUUACCUUUUAGAAACUUCCUUAAUUAUUCUAAUCCCUGUUCAACGUAUGCAUUCCCUCUUUCUCCUCUCUACUUUGCUGGCUGAUUUUCACAAUACAAUGAACUGUACAUAAAAGCAUUUUCAGUGUACUGGAAAGGAAACUUGGUUCAAUACACAGAUUGUCCAGUUGAUGUUAACAGAUAUUUGCCAGAUUCACAAAAUCAGCAGGCCAGUUAAUCAUGACCUUCCUGGCUGCUGAGUUCAUAAAAUCCAUCAUGUUCACUUGAAGUGACGGACUAUACAGAUUCUACACAUCAGCACCCUACAGAGGGCAACGUGAAAGCAGCUAGGUGUAAACUGUUGCGUUACUUUAGGUUAAGGCGAAAUCAUAUCUAGUACAUCUUCUGUAAUCAAAGUGCAAAUGUUGAGUUAAACACAAAAAAAAGGUUAAUGCCAAAGAUUUCAGAAGAUAUAGCACUAGGGAGAGAUUUGGAAUUAACUUACUGAUCAUUUAUGAGAUAGUUUUUUUGUAGCAUUUCGACUACGCAUUAGAUUGAUAUGAAGUUCCCAAGAACUUAAUUAAAAAUGUAUUUUUCUCUUUAAGUGCAAACAACUAAAUUACUAGUUUCUCAGCAAUUCUACAAGUCUGAGCUUCUAUUUGCCGAUGAGUAUUUUGCUGAUAUACUGAAUAACUGUGAAAAAAUAUUUAUAAAAUUUGAACAAUUAAUCCACAGCUGAUACUUUAAUGUGCCUUCAGUUCUCAUUUACAUAUUAAGUACUGUGACAAAUGCAUAUGGGCUACGAUAUAUUUUGAUUUUAAGUAUGAUACCUACACAAUCUAAUGAAGCGUUAAAAUGAACUUGGUCUCUGUAAAGACUAAUAUUCAUCAUAUGCUAACGGCAAAGAUACAUUUCAAACUGAAUAAGAGCCCACUAAUUAAAUAUUAUAACUUUACGUAGAGAAUGGAGACAGAAUUCUCAACUUUAAUUUUAUUGGUGGGUUCAGCAAACCAGCAAAAGCAAGAAAAGGUUACAAGUUUUCUGAAGGAUCCAGCUUUGCAAACUCAUUUUGUAUAUCCACAGCUCUCAGUAAUAUAAUUGAGACAGUUAAUGUGUAAAAUUUGAAUUUUGUGAACUGAUGUAUAAUUUACCACAAAAAAGUGUCCUGCUCAUUUUCUGUACUUUUUACUUAAUAAACAAAAUGAAGCUUUUCCCUUUAGUUUUAAGAAUAUGCUUGACAAUUGAUUGUAUAUAAAUGAAUAAUGAAUAAAA